CAGUCAUAGCCAUGGACAGUGGCAAGCAGGAACGCUUGGUCAUCUUUGACUGUGACAUUGGUGCGGACGAUGCCUGGGCUUUGGCCAUGCUUCUAAGGGCGGAGACGUUGUCCUUGCCCGACGGAAGACAUCACAAAGUGAUCGCCAUUACCUGUGUCCAGGGUAACACGGAGGUGGAGAACGGUUCACUGAAUGCCCUCAGGGUGCUCAAGUUGCUGGAGAGGACGGAUGUGCCCGUUUUCAAGGGCUGUGCUUUGCCCUUAGUGCCUCGCACUUGGACGAACCCUUCGCGCUACCACGGCAGUGAUGGCUUUAAGGACGUAGGCAACUAUCCGGAGUUGACCAACUGGCAGGAGCAACUGCAGCCGGAGCAUGCCGUCAAUGCCAUGUAUCGCUUGGUCUGCCAGCAUCCGAAACAAGUGGACUUUCUGUUGUGUGGGCCACUCACCAACUUUGCGAACUGCAUUAAUCUGUAUGACGACGCAUUUCUGGACAAGAUUGGAGGGGUGUAUAUCAUGGGGGGGAAUAUCUAUGGCCAGGGUAAUAUCACCAAGAGUGCCGAGUUCAAUUUCAUGAUGGAUCCCGAGGCGGCACAUGCAACUCUUGAGCGUUUGAAGGAACCAGCCGUAAUCCUACCCUGGGAACCGUGCAAAGCUGAUGAUUUUACCACAACCCUCGACUGGCGACUGAAUGAGCUGGGAGCUGGUGAGCAUCCCUUUGUCCAGCUCCUGACUAGGGUGGAGCGGGCUAUAAUGGUGUCACGCGGCAUCACAAGGUGGCGAAAUCCCGAUGCCGCUCUCACGGCUGCCUAUCUCUUCCCUAAAUCAAUGAUCCUUGACCAGAGGGAGUACUAUGCCGCCGUGGAGCUAAGCGGUGUGCAUACCCGCGGCCAAAUGGUGCUGGAUCACCUGCGUGGCCGCAAAGUGGAUGCCAUUCACGGCAAGAAGAGCAAUGUGCGGGUCAUCAGACGCCUCAACCGGGAGUCAUUCCUCACAAUCAUUGCCUGGACGGGGUUCCAUCCAGGGGCGAACAUCGAAGAACUCUGCCAAAGGGAUCUCCCAGGAAAUAUCCAAGCCAAUUGAAACUACAAAAAUGUCUGGUGUAUAUAUUUCCUAGACUCUACAAUCAGUGUUCCAUUAAAUCGAUGCGAUGCGAGUGUUCAAAUUCACAAUGUGCUUUAGACCUACAUGCUACUACUGAAAAAAGGUCACCCAAGAAAAGGUCAUACAAAUUUCUAUCUCUAUGCGUACUUUUGAGAAAGUAAUUUUGGAAAACAUUUAGGUUUACAGACAACCUUGUGUGUUAGUACAAUUAUUCUUUUUAAUAUCGAGAGUUUGUUGACAAAAAAAUACAUUCAAAACUAAUUCAAAAACCUGUUUCACUUUCAAGUUAAUGCCAAAAAGGAACUUUAAAUAUUUAAUACAAACAUUUUCGACUUAUUUCUUGGGUGCUCAACGCAAGUAUACAAUAAACUUGAUGUAUAAUAUGUAUGUAUGUAUAUAAGUAUCUAAAAAAGUCUAACUAACACUUUGGA
Molecule: messenger RNA, 1534 nt
Organism: Drosophila serrata
Lineage: Eukaryota; Metazoa; Arthropoda; Insecta; Diptera; Drosophilidae
Molecular function (GO): hydrolase activity, hydrolyzing N-glycosyl compounds
Source: RefSeq, a predicted model, not a curated record